UUGUCACAAUCUAAAGAGUCCCUUAAUAGCCUGCUCUGUAUAGCCGACAGCUUUUAUGAAUUAAAUUCUAUCCAGAUACCUUGGCAUUUGAAUCUCGAUGUCGAACAACAAACAGUUCAUUCAAAAACAAGUUCAACUAGAUUUGCAUACAGCUACCCACGCCUUACGCCCAAAA
Funneliformis geosporum is the source of this 175-nucleotide messenger RNA. The record is from the annotation of a GenBank genome assembly. Lineage: Eukaryota; Fungi; Glomeromycota; Glomeromycetes; Glomerales; Glomeraceae.